Messenger RNA from Glycine soja, 1406 nucleotides. RefSeq names its product ethylene-responsive transcription factor CRF2-like. Bases 269 to 1165 code for a protein of 298 amino acids. Gene Ontology annotation, biological process: regulation of DNA-templated transcription. The record is from RefSeq and is a predicted model, not a curated record. Gene Ontology annotation, molecular function: DNA-binding transcription factor activity; DNA binding. NCBI's taxonomy places the organism in Eukaryota, Viridiplantae, Streptophyta, Magnoliopsida, Fabales, Fabaceae. The transcript has a single exon.
CCUUCACUCUGCACUCCCUUAACUCCUAGUAUGUCUUUUUAACGUAACUUUCCUUGAAAUUACGACUCCUUUAAUAACUUUCUCAACCACAUCUAUUCAAUCCAUAAACUCACCUUAGCUUUAUUUAUUCUCUUCUCCAUCCCCGUGUCCCAAAGGAAUAUCUCUCUCUCAUCCUUUUUCCCUUUUUCCUCUCUCACCCACUCCCUCACUCCACCGUUUUCCCUACUACUCCUUUCAACGUCAAUGCUACCCCCAAUAAUCUAACAACAUGACUGCGCCACCAUCCAAGUACACUCACCACUCCAAACUACUCAUUCCCUCCGAAGAAGACCCUCCCAAACACCCCUAUCCCAGACUCGUCAGAAUAACCGUCACAGACACCGAGGCCACAGACUCCUCCAGCGACGAAGAACAGCAUACUUCCACGCGCCACCGACACAGAAAGUUCGUCAACGAGAUUUCUAUCGAGUCGUCGUGCGCCAGCGAGAACGACGGCGCCGCUUCGAGGAAGAGAAUUCGAAGAAGAAGCACCGCUACGCCCAAAGGCAGAGCUUCAGACACUCGGCUCGUGUCCAACGGCAAGAAAUUCCGCGGAGUGAGACAGCGGCCUUGGGGAAAAUGGGCGGCGGAGAUACGAGACCCGUCUCGACGCGUUCGUUUAUGGUUGGGUACCUACGACACUGCUGAGGAAGCUGCUUUGGUGUACGACAACGCGGCCAUUAGGCUGCGUGGACCCCACGCGCUCACCAAUUUCAUAACACCGCCUGCCACGUGUCACAACACAGACCCUCCGCCGGUGGCGAACGGUUACGGUUACGCUUCCGGUGAGGAAACUAAUGACAACAACAAUAACCUGUUUUCUCCCACUUCCGUGCUUCACAGUUGUUCCUUGUCCGAGGAAGCUGAGUCCGUAAGGGGAAAAGACGAUGAGUACUCCUCCGUGUCGAUGAGUAGGGUCAAGGCUGAGUCACCAUUUCCGGUUCCGAGCGAAAUAGAAUUUGACUUUCGAGGUAUUUCGCCGGUGCCUGAGAGUGUGUUGUUCUACGAUGAUGAUUGGUCUAGUGAGUUUCUCACUGCUUGUGAGGAUUUUGGUUUCAACAGAAAUCGUGACUUUUUCCAAGAUAUCGACGAUUUGUUUGUUUCGGAUCCCCUCCUUGCUCUCUGAUUUCUUCACUUCUUUCUAUAACACAGUUUUCUGGUCGUUGUGUUGCCUCCAGAAUCGGCAAAUUUUGUAUCGGCGGGAACUAAAUAGUAGUAUAGUAAACACUAAUCGUUUUUUUAUUGUGUGAUGUUUUUUUUGGUUCUGGUCGUUUUUGUAAGAGUUGUAACAGUGAUGUAGUAAUUGUGUUCAAUCCUUGAACGGUUGAGGCUUUGCAUUUUAUUAUAUUAAUUAUUUUUAACUAUUA